AUGAGGGCAGCGGGCAGCCCAGCCCUGCCGCUGCAACCCGGGGACACAGGCCACCCCUGCUUCGAUCGUGGGGGCUCCUGCGCUCCUUGCUCUCACACCCAGCAGCUCUCACGGGGUCAGCACUGCUGCCUCCAGGUCCGCGGGCCCCACCACACGGAAAUGGAAUUCAGAGGUAGCUCCCUGUCCUCCCGCUCCCUGGUGCUUUGGAAGCGAGAUGGCAUCUCCUCGCUGGAACCUCCCAGUGUGGAAGGCGCCUGUCCCAUGCUCGAGGUGAACAAUAACGGAGUCAUCUCCUUCCUGAGAGAGGUCUCUCAGUUCACGCCUGUGGCCUUCCCCAUUGCCAAGGACCGCCGGGUGGUGGCAGCGUUCUGGGCUGAUGUGGACAACCGGCGUGCGGGCGAUGUGUACUACCGGGAGGCCACCGACCCGGCCACGCUGCGCAGGGCCACGGAGGACAUCGCGCGCUACUUCCCGGAGCUGCCCAGCUUCUCUGCCGCCUGGGUGUUCGUCGCCACCUGGUUCCGCGUGACCUUCUUUGGAGGCAGCUCCUCAUCGCCUGUGAACACGUUCCAGACGGUGCUGGUCACUGACGGCAAGCUCUCCUUCACCAUCUUCAACUAUGAGUCCAUCACGUGGACCACGGGCACUCACGCCAGCAGUGGGGGCGAUGCUGCUGGCCUGGGAGGCAUUGCAGCCCAGGCCGGCUUCAACGCAGGGGACGGUCAGCGCUACUUCAGCAUCCCCGGGUCGCGCACAGCAGGCAUGGCCGAGGUGGAGACCACCACCAACGUGGGCGUGCCGGGGCGCUGGGCGUUCCGAGUCGAUGAUGCCCAGGUGCGCGUGGGGGGCUGCGGCCAUACAACCUCCAUCUGCCUGACCCUGCGUCCGUGCCUCAACGGUGCCGAGUGUGUGGACGACUGCGUGACAGGCAACCCCUCCUACACCUGCUCCUGCCUCGCGGGCUUCACUGGGCGCAGGUGCCACCUGGACGUGAACGAGUGUGCCUCCGACCCGUGUCAGAAUGGUGGGACCUGCACCCACGGCAUCAACACCUGCCAGUGCCCGGCCGGCUUCGGCGGACCCACCUGUGAGACAGACGUGGACGAGUGCAGCUCGGACCCGUGCCUGAACGGUGGGUCCUGUGUGGACCUCGUGGGCAACUACACCUGCGUGUGUGCCGAACCCUUCGAGGGACCUCGCUGUGAGACAGUGCCCGACGCCUGCCACUCGGCCCCUUGCCAGAAUGGAGGCACCUGUGUGGACGCUGAGCAGGGCUUCGUGUGCGAGUGCCCGGAAGGCUUCAUGGGCCUAGACUGCACAGAGAGGGUCGCCGACAGCUGUGAAUGCCACAACGGGGGCAGGUGUCUGGGCACCAACUCCACCCUCUGCCAGUGCCCCCUGGGCUUCUUCGGGCCCCUCUGUGAACUCGAAGUGACAGCCACGCCCUGUAACAUGAACACACAGUGCCCGGACGGCGGCUACUGCGUGGAGCAUGGCGGGACCUACCUGUGCGUCUGCCACAUGGACCACACCCUCCCCCCAGCCCUGCCAUCGCCUUGUGACUCGGACCCUUGCUUCAACGGAGGCUCCUGCGAUGCCCAUGACGACUCCUAUACCUGCGAGUGUCCACGAGGCUUCCACGGCACGCACUGCGAGAAAGGUACCGCCAUGCCACGAUGGGCCAGCCGCUCGCCACAGCCCUCCCUCUGUCUGCCCUGUGUCUCCUGCCCUGGUGCCUGCCCGGGCACUGUGUCCUGUGGGGGCGUCUGCUCCCGGAGCACGGGGCGACACACCUACAGGACAUGGGACAAGGAGCGCAGUGGCAGCCACCCAGCCACAGCAGGCACAGAUCCUGACCCCGGACGAGCACUGGGCACAGGGUUCCUGGGCCCUCCAGGGAAGCCAGACUCCUGUGCCUCGGGUCCCUGUCACAAUGGCGGUACCUGCUUCCACUACAUUGGCAAAUACAAGUGUGACUGUCCCCCGGGCUUCUCUGGGCGGCACUGCGAGACAGCCCCCUCCCCCUGCUUCCGGAACCCGUGUGUCAACGGGGGUACCUGCGAGGACCUGGGCACGGAGUUCUCCUGCCAUUGCCACGCGGGCUUCACUGGACACCGGUGCCAGGCAGAGAUCGACGAGUGCCAGUCUCAGCCGUGCCAGCAUGGGGGCUCCUGCCAGGACGGCGUGGCCGGGUUCCUGUGCCUCUGCAGUCCAGGCUACGAGGGGGUGCACUGUGAGCGGGGUAAGACACGGCCUGGCCCCUCGCGUGGCAGCUGCCCCCUGGCCACGCAGCCCGACCACAGCCCUCGGUGCAGCUGCUCCUCCCCGGACAGACCCCUACGAGGCCAGGCCGACCACUCAGGCCGGGAGCUCCAGGGAACCUUCGCCUGCCAGUGCCCCGCCGGCUUUGUCGGAACCCACUGUGAGACAGAGGUGGCCCCCUGCGGCUCCAGCCCCUGCCAGCAUGGAGGCCGGUGUGAGCGCGGCGCUGGGGCCUACCUAUGCGUCUGCCCCGAGGGCUUCCUCGGCUCCCACUGUGAGACAGUCAGUGACCCCUGCUUCUCUAGCCCCUGUGGGGGCCGCGGCUACUGCCAGGCCAGGAACGGGUCUUACAGCUGCACCUGCAAAGUGGGCUACACUGGGAGGGACUGCGCCAGAGAGCUCCCCCCACCGAGGGCCCUGAAGGUGGAGAGAGUGGAGGAGAGUGGCCUGUCCAUCUCCUGGCAGCCUCCCGGAGGCCCAGAAACCAGGCAGGUCCUGGAUGGCUACGCGGUCACCUAUGUCCCCACCGACGGCUCCUGGCGGCGCACGGACUUCGUGGACAGAAGCCGCUCCUCGCACCAGCUCCAGGCUCUGGCGGCCGGCGGGGCCUACAACAUCUCGGUCUUCUCCGUCAAGCGCAACGCCCACAAGAACGACAUCAGCAGGCCGGCGGUGCUGCUGGCCCACACCCGACCCCGCCCUCUCGAGAGCCUCGAGGUCACCAACGUGACGGCCAGCACCAUCUCGGUGCGCUGGGCUCUGCACGGAGUCCACCAUGCCGCCGUCAGCAGGCUGCGCGUAUACAUCCGCCACCCCGAGGCCCCCAGGAGCCAGCCCACCGACGUGGACAGAAGCGUGGACAGGUUCACUUUUGGGGCUCUGCUACCGGGGAGAAGGUACACCAUCCAGGUGACCACCCUCAGUGGGCUUGAGGACGAGGAGCACCCCACAGAAAGCCUGGCCACCACCCCCUUGCACGUGUGGACCCGGCCCCUGCCUCCAGCAAACCUGACUGCCUCCCGAGUCACGGCCAACUCCGCCCACGUGGUCUGGGACGCGCCCGGGCCCGCUGCCUCCCUGGAGGCAUAUGUCAUCAAUGUGACCACUGGCCAGAGCACGAGGAGCCGCUACAUCCCCCGCGGGCAGCUUGCGGCCCACACGGUGCGUGACCUGCUGCCCGGGCGGCAGUACCAGCUCUCGGUGACGGCAGUGCGGGGCACGGAGCACGGGCAGCUGCACAGCGAGCCCGCCCACCUGGACAUUACCACCGCCCACAGGGACAGUGGUGACAGACGCUGGCACCAAGGAGGACGUCACCCACGGGUGCUCAGAAACAGACGGCCACCAGCGCGCAUACCAGAGCUGCACCUGCUCAGCGACGGCACCCCCGAGGCUCCGCCCCAGGGGGCUGUGGCCCACCUAGAGCAGCCAAGCCCUACAGGAGGCCAGGGCCUGGCCUCUGAUGGAGAUGGCACUGGGGGUGAGGCACUGGCAGGUGGACCAGCCCCCAGCUCAGGGCAGCUGGCGGGAGGAGCCCAGGCACGAAGCCCCGUGAUCACUCCACUUCUCUUGGAACCCACAGCCCCAGUCCAGCUCGGGAACCUGGAGGAGGCCCCCACCCCGGUCAGCCUGGCCCUCCAGCAGCCUGGACACAGCGACAAGGACCUCGAAAGUGCCCCUGGGAACUGCUCAGAAAACCCCUGUCAGAACGGCGGCACCUGUGUGCCAGGCGCUGCGGCCCACCGCUGUGACUGCGGGCCGGGGUUCAAGGGCAGACGCUGUGAGCUCGCCUGUACCAGGGAGCCCCACCCCUGCACGCGGCUGUUCUCGGAGACCAAGUCCUUUCCAGUCUGGGAGGGCGGUGUCUGUCACCACGUGUACAAGAGAGUCUACAAAGUUCACCGCGAUGUCUGCUUCCGAGAGCGCUGCGAGACCACGGGUCCCAGGACCCCUGCACAGGAAACAAAGUAACCUUCAAACACUGAAGAAAUCCUAAGAUUCAUUUCUAUAAAAACAAAUCCAGAAACCCUUCACUAAUUAUCAAGUUAUCAAAUACCGGCUCAGAGAACACCUAUUCUUGACGCCAUGGAGAAAACUACAAACACGCGGGGAACAGAAAGGCGCCCUCCCAGUACCCACCUAGGAGCCCGGAAAUCAACUUCAACCAAGGCGCCGCAGCCCUGCUCACGCCCGCAGAGAGGCCCAGGGUCAUCUCAGAUGGAGAGCGGGGAAGAGCAGCCUGUGGGUUGGAAACUGAACCCACCGCGCGGGGUCCCAGAGGCCUGCUCUGCUGCUGUGAGGCCGGCAGGUCUGGGGUAGGGACCCGAGCAGCAGAGGCGUGGGAAGCAGGGCUUGACAGAGGACCAGGUGCGGCUGUCUGUUCUCAUCCUCACUGCUUUUUCUCCGAAGGACCUAGGACGUUCUCGUUACACUCCUCCAACCUCAAGUUUCUAAGACCCAGGAAGACGAGGUUAAGCUGGAUGGACAGCACCACAGAGGCAAGGUCCUGGCUGGAACCAGCCCUCUGGGCCAGGCCCACACUUAGCUCCAGGACCGUCACUGCACACCUCGCGAUGUAUCCGGGCGCCCGUGCUAAGCUGGCCUCCCAAUGCUUUGCUCUCAGACCCCAGUGUGGAGCCCUCAGGGUCCUGGCUGAUCACGGAGCCACUGCCAAGGCCCACCUCCGGGUCGGGGGCCGGGUGACGGCAGGGCCAGGAGAUGGUGAGAGGUGCAUUCUGGGCAGAGCACCGUGCUGACCGCUCCCCCGUACUUGUGCUGGUUGCUCUGCAGGCUGAUGUCCACCACACGCACUGGCAUUCCGGGAGAAAAGGCCCACAAACACUAAGGGGAGCGCUACACAGCCUUCGUCUACCAUGGGCACAGGUCUGCAGGCUUUCCCAGGAAGCCAGACAGCAAAUGCUUCCUGGCUCGGUGACCGCCACUAGACUCUGCCACCGCAGCAGGUGCGUGCACGGGUGUGGCUGGGCGCCAGUCUCGUCUCAUUUACAGACAGGGUGGCCAAGCUGGCCAUAGUUGGGAGAACUGUUGGCCUGGGCUGGCUUCAUGCAGAGGAAGCCACACCAGGAGGACGAGCCACCACCAAGGCACCAAAGACCUGGGUCUUCACAGAAAAGGCAGAGGCCUGCCUGGGAAGCCGAGGCACAGCAAGGGCCUCUUGGGGUCCGAAUGCAGAGCUGCGCAGCGCCUGCCCUAUGUGCCAGGCCUUCAGCCCCUCUUGGACUCGGGGGUGCUAGUGCAGGCUCCCAAAGAGUGAGGAUGGUCCCGGACGUGCUACCUCCAUGGCUGAACACUCAUCCUACCCCUCGCCAUCCAGCUUGCUCCUCCGCGCUCUGGCCUCUCCUGGCCCCACGCCCCAUGUGCCGUGCACAGAGCAGCCGCUCCCCC
Tupaia belangeri chinensis (Chinese tree shrew) is the source of this 5667-nucleotide messenger RNA. It is a transcript of the gene SNED1, whose product is annotated as sushi, nidogen and EGF like domains 1. Lineage: Eukaryota; Metazoa; Chordata; Mammalia; Scandentia; Tupaiidae. Gene Ontology annotation, biological process: cell-matrix adhesion. Bases 1 to 4233 code for a protein of 1410 amino acids. The transcript has 33 exons. Gene Ontology annotation, molecular function: protein binding; calcium ion binding. The record is from RefSeq and is a predicted model, not a curated record.